Molecule: messenger RNA, 738 nt
Organism: Drosophila virilis
Lineage: Eukaryota; Metazoa; Arthropoda; Insecta; Diptera; Drosophilidae
Source: RefSeq, a predicted model, not a curated record
UGGGUCCAAAUGUCACGACUGCCCCAUAUCGUCUACCUGCUGACAGCUCUGCUGCAGCAUGGCGCCGAGACCGCUAACUACAAUGUAUUCCUCGAUGAGCAAUUGAUCCAGGAGUCGUGCGACAGCACUGACGACAAGGGCAAUGUGGCAUUGAGUGAGCUAGUGGAAACCCACCUCACGACUGUCCUCGACAAUGACUAUGAAACGCUUUACAUAAGCGGCGACAUUAUCAUAAAACGGGCACUGCCACGCAGUCCCAUUAAAUUCGAGGUGGACGUCAGCCGCUGGGAGCGUGGUCAGUGGGUGCCCACAUUUGUUACCCUAAAACGUGACAACUUUUGCAAGUCCCUAAAGGAUCCAUUUGAGGUCUGGCACCUAUACUAUAUUACACAGAUAUCCAAGCAGCAGCGCACAUGUCCACCGCAGCAAGGCCAAGUUUACAGCUUUACAAACGUUUCCAAUCGCAUGGUAGUGCGAAAUUUGCCCCGUUGGGACAUCGAGGGAAAUCUGAAGGCCGUAUUGCACCUUAGUGCCGGUAAUAUGAAGACCUGUAUACUGAUCUACUGCACAGUUAGCUUGGCCUAAAGACCCUAACAAUGUCAUCUGAAUAUUGACCGUAUAGAGAAUAUUCUACAACUGUUGCUAUUGUGUAUGCUCUAUAUAUAGAAUUUUGAAUUUGUUCCAUUUUGUGGGUGGCAUCCCCGUUGGCAGUUUAUUUGAUCUUUUCACUGAUUUAAU